AGACGAUGAAACGGAAAAUGUUAAUGUCUUUCAAGAUUUCACUUCUAUUAACCUGUCUUAUUUCAGUAAGUACUAUUGUACAGUUUUGGAGCCUAAACAAAAGCUUCGCCAGAAUCUCUGAAAAAUCGCAAGCAUCAGAUACCGACCAAAUUUGCCGAUGGCCUCCUCAAAGGGUUGAUGACAUUCAUUUCGUGAGCGGCUACAACAUUACACUUUGCAUUCGACUAGAGGCGAGGCCGUUGAUGUCUAAGAGACAGAAGACUUAUCUUCUCACCGAUCUGUUUCGAGUUUCGAGAACCAUUAAAGAGGUUUCUUUCGACGAUCUCGCAGCGCUGCCUAGAGCAUUAUGGAAAAGGGUGAAGUAUCCUGAGGUGUAUCACACGUACCCACAGGACGUUUCAAUGAGGCAAGUCGUCGAAGCCGUGAAAACAGGUCAUCCAGUUUUUGAUAUGCCUCAGUACAAUUUCCCCAUCAGCAUUUUGAAAACAAGCACAAAGGUCUGUUCAAACAACACCAAACACGACCUCGUCAUUGUGGUGAAAAGUAGCAAUCUCGGAUGGGAUGCGAGAAUGGCGUUUCGUGAAUUCAUGCAACGCGAGAGAGCCCGCUAUCCGAAGCUCAAGGUGGGAGUCGUCUUCAGUCUCGGAUUGCCACGCAAACGCGGUGGCAGAUUAUUCAAUCGCGACGGCAAUAUCAUCAGUCUGCCCGGAACCAGCGGUGACAUGCUCGACCAAUUCGAUGGCAAGGAAGAUGUUGUGAUGGAACGCAUCAACAAGGAAAUCGAGAAUUACGAUGACAUAGUGCUGGCCGACUACGAGGACACGUAC
Messenger RNA from Mesocestoides corti, 827 nucleotides. The record is from the annotation of a GenBank genome assembly. Lineage: Eukaryota; Metazoa; Platyhelminthes; Cestoda; Cyclophyllidea; Mesocestoididae.